AUAGAUACUCGAAGCCCAAUCGCUCUUGUCUUUGCCCUAAAACGCUUCAAAAGGUCUUCGUACUGCGGCGGCUCUCGAUCUCGAGUGCUUCUUUGAAGCAUUUAAAAUCCACUUCAGGGUCCACUUAAUUCUGAGAGAAUGAGGGGAAGGAGCUAUACCCCAUCACCACCAAGAGGUUAUGUUAGAAGAGGAAGGAGUCCCAGUCCAAGAGGACGUUAUGGUGGUCAUGGUAGAGGAGAUGGUCCAACUAGUCUUUUAGUUCGCAACCUUCGCCAUGACUGUCGGCCAGAAGACCUAAGGAGGCCUUUUGGACAAUUUGGCCCUUUAAAGGACAUCUAUUUGCCAAGGGAUUAUUACACUGGUCAACCGCGAGGCUUCGGAUUUGUUCAGUAUAUGGACCCUGCAGAUGCUGCUGAAGCUAAAUAUCAGAUGGAUGGUCAGAUUCUGCAUGGUCGGGAGCUUACAGUUGUUUUUGCGGAGGAGAAUAGGAAGAAGCCAACUGAAAUGAGAGAUAGGGAACGUGGAGGAAGAGGUCGUGUUUAUGAUCGUAGGCGGUCUCCCCCUCGUUAUUCUCGAUCCCCAGUGCCAAGCUAUGGAAGGUCCACAUCUCGUAGCCGUGAUUACUAUUCGCCCCCUCCUAGAAGAAGAUACUCUAGGUCUGUUUCCCCACGGGAGAGAAGAUACAGUAGAGAAAGGUCAUUCUCACAUUCACCAGCAAGGGGACGUUCUCCACCAUAUAAUGGUUCAAGGAGCCGCAGUCGAAGUCCAGUGAGAGGCCUUUCACCUUAUGGCCCCAGAAGCCACAAUCAAAGCCCUGGUAGGGCCCAUUCUCCAGUGAGGACUCGAAGCCGGAAUCGUAGCCCAAGCCGUAGCAGAAGCAGGAGCCCUUAUCCUGGGGAUUACUCGAGGGAUCCCCGCAAUGAUAGGUCUCCUAGCCAGUGAGUACUGUUGGAAAAAGAUUCUCGUGUACUUUAAUUUCUUCUACCUAACAUGUUGAAGUUCUUAAAUUUCACUAGUACUGUAACAUUGAAGUUUGAGAAAUUGGUGGGUUAUAAUGUUUGGAUGAUACUUUGUAGGAUAACAUUUGUGGUUGGUUUGUCAAUUUCGUUGCCUUUGCCUUUCGCUGACUA
Molecule: messenger RNA, 1130 nt
Organism: Olea europaea var. sylvestris
Lineage: Eukaryota; Viridiplantae; Streptophyta; Magnoliopsida; Lamiales; Oleaceae
Product: serine/arginine-rich SC35-like splicing factor SCL30A
Exons: 6
Coding region: 139-942 (267 amino acids)
Biological process (GO): mRNA splicing, via spliceosome
Cellular component (GO): cytoplasm; ASAP complex; nucleoplasm
Molecular function (GO): RNA binding
Source: RefSeq, a predicted model, not a curated record